Hyalella azteca is the source of this 6686-nucleotide messenger RNA. Its product is annotated as serine-rich adhesin for platelets. Gene Ontology annotation, molecular function: chitin binding. The annotation marks the transcript as partial. Lineage: Eukaryota; Metazoa; Arthropoda; Malacostraca; Amphipoda; Hyalellidae. Gene Ontology annotation, cellular component: extracellular region. The transcript has 4 exons. Gene Ontology annotation, biological process: carbohydrate metabolic process. The record is from RefSeq and is a predicted model, not a curated record.
AUAUGCAACGAGACGUCACGCGGCACCUGGACCGUCGAGAGGGACGAGGAUCUGACGGCACCAUACGCCUUCGCCAACUCCACCUGGAUUGCCUACGAGGACCCGACUUCCCUCAGGAUAAAGACGAAGUACGCUAUGCUGCGGGGGCUGGCGGGUGUUGCCGUUCACGACGUUUCUUCAGACGAUAGGCAGGGGACCUGCGGGGCAGGGACUUUCCCCCUCCUGGGUGCCGUCUGGACCACCUACUCUCAGCUGAUUCGCACCCCCCGAAAGGCGGUGCUGGAGAGCCUGGUGGCCGACCUGGAAGCAGAGGGCUCCGCCGCCGCUACUACGUAUUCCCUGGCCCCUAGUGCCCCAAAUGCUCGACGGUUCAGCACAUCACCUUUCAAGAUCGUGCGCAUCGUCGACAGAAACGGGGACAUUCGUGCGCUCAGGUCAAAUGAUGAUACGGACUUCGAAUGCACAAGGCAGGGGUACUACAGAAACCCGAAGGACUGUUCUCAAUUUUACCGGUGCGUCAAGUUCGACCAGUACAUCGACGAUUACACGGUCUUCGAGUACGGGUGUCCUUCUGGGCUGGUUUUCGACGAUCGCUGGGAAGUCUGCGCUUGGCCUUCAACGGCUCCUCCUUGCGAUGGUUCGUCCGAAAUUUUCCCGGUGCCAAGCCUGAAGAACCUGUGUCCGGGAGAAGGAUUCUUUUCAGAUCCAGAGAACUGCAGGUGGUUUUUUGCUUGCAAAGAUUACUACGGGAAUGGUACCUACCUGCAGUACGAGUUCAGAUGCCCGUUUGGACUUGCCUACGACGAAGCAAACGGCAUCUGCAACUGGUCGUGGCUGGUAAACAGCUGCGGUGACGCGGGCGUUGAACGGCAAAAGUAUAGCGGGAACACCGGGAAUAUCAGACCAAUUUCAGUUAAUCAGGUAGCAGGAGGACUUUUCAGAGAUAGAGGACAAGGAGGCAAGGAACUGAAGGAUAAAGCGUCAAGUUACGACACAGAAUCGAAUAAACCCAUCAAUGAAAAAUGCAUUGACUGUGGAGAUUCACCUCUUCUGGCUCUUGGAGGCGUAGGUGUUUAUGAUCCUGUUCGAGGGCUUGUAGUCGGCCAUGAACUAGCCACCAAAAAUGAUGGAAGCUACGAUGAAGGUUUUAAAUCAGUUAGCAGGGCCCGAAAUAAAAUUUUCACUUCAAGUAACAGUCAAGGAUCACUCGCUGAACAGGGAAGUUUGAUAUCUUCAACCAGCUCAGUUAGAGAAUCUGCGCAAGCAGGAAACAUUGCUGCAAAACCACAACGUUCUAAGUCGCGUUUUACUUCCGCAAACGAUGAAUUAAACUCGGAUUUUUACUCUAAUUCUGAAGUUAAAUCAGUGGCUAGACCUGAGUCUGGCAACGGUGGAAAUGCUGUCAGGAACCUCAAAAUUCAACAUUCCACUGGGCAACGCACUUCUUCCAAAACAUAUUCUACCCAGUCUGAACCAGAUGACUCAGACGAAACUGAUCAAUCAGAUGGUUACAGCUUCCCACAACCGACGUUUGGCAGUAGCAAUUUCGGCAAUCGUCUUUCGAAAGUAAGCGGAAUAAGUAAUAACUUUGCGAAAGAUUCUGCGUCUGGCCGACCAACUGCCGCGUUUAUCUCAUACGGAGUGCCGACGCUGGGUUACUCAACGCCCUCGCCGCAACCUCAGCAUCAAACAACUGCUGCACGACCAUCGCAUCCCAUUGACGACGCCGGAAAUGAUCACUCUGAAAAGGAUGGAUUUAAAUAUGAUGGCUCUUUAAAUGGUGAAUCGUCUGGAAAUGAAAAACAAUCGUCGUACUCAUACCCAGAACCGGAUGUAUCCUUCGAUUUCGCGAAUGCAAAGAAGAACGGUCCUAAUCUCAGCACUGUCCAGCAGCCGCCGCAGCCGUAUGGAUUGAGCAGUUCUGAUAGAAAAGAAUCAAAUCGAGACCAUAGUGAAGAAAAAUACGACAAGAGCAUGUUUGGUCACAACGUACAAUCUGCCAACCGAAACUUUGGCUAUACAGAAGACAGAAAUCCAUAUUCACCAGACAUGCCUUCAUCCAUUUUUGUCAAGAUUGAUAAUGGCGAUGAUAAGACAUAUGGUGGAAUCAACAAGAAUAGCAAUGAAGACGUAAAUAGAAAUUCUGGAAGUGAAGGUUACGCUUACAACCUGCCAACGAAAUCCUUUGAUCCUUUCACUAAUCCUGACAAGGACGGUAGUGAUGGAAAUCUUGCUCAGAGAAACAGUAAUAGUAAUGCGAAUCUUCCGUCUCCAUCAACGCCAACUUACAGUGCGCCUCGGCCAACAAUAGCACAGUCACCAACUGCUAGUUACACAUCACCUCGUUCCACUACUAUAUACGAAUCGCCUCGCACAAGUUACACGUCACCACGUCCAAUUACAAAGUACACACCAACUUCUGUUGUUCACACUACGCUGCGACCAACCACGAGGUAUACUCCUCGUUUCUCCACGGCGUCACCUAACCGUCCUUCUACAUCGUACACCUCACGCCCAGCGUCAACGUAUGAUGCUCGCCCCGAGAAUCAAUUCCCUUCUUCAACCUUAUCCUUGAGCAACAUCCCACCAAGAACGACUCAACCUAGACCAAAAUUACAGUCCACUACCUCAAGGCCGCUUUCGAACGACAGGCCGCACACCAAGCCUGAAUAUUCAUAUGGUAAUCCAGUAAUUUCCUUCAACCCUUUCCAGGCUCCGACAAAGGUCAAAUCGGAUAGUGAUGUGACUCAGAGCUUAGGAGCUUCUGGAGCAUUUAGAGACUCGGGAGUGAAUGGGCAGGUUUUCAAUCAUCCUGCAGCGAAUAACUUGAGAGUACAGUCUUCCAAACCUAUCGCAAACUCUCAACAGAAUGAAGAGCGUAAUUCACUUACUUAUUCUACUUCUUCUAAAACGAAACUCGGAUCUGGCAGCGCAUCUCAAGCUAAACACGAAGAUGGAUAUGAAUAUUCGGCUCCGUCCGGAAUAUCUUUUAAUCCGUUCGCCGCUCCUCAAAAUUCAGUAUCGAGGGAUGAGAAGCCCUAUUACUCAGGAUCUCGUUCAGAUGCAGCACAAAUUCGAAAGGAUUCUAAUGGCAAAUUCAGAACCAAUCCUCUAAAGAAUUCAAAUAUACCCGACGCUGUGUCACAUUUUGGACCAAUUUCAGAACAGACAGCACAGUUAGUACUUUCCUCAGAACAAAAAUAUUCAGCUAACGAUGGUUCAUCGGAAAAUAUUAGGGAGCAAUCUGUCAAAAAAUCUCAUUCUCGUCAACAAGAUGACGUCAAAUCAGCAGGCUACGCUUACAGCUCACCGUCAAAGAGUUUCAACCCAUUCAAAGCUCCGGAAGCUUCUCUGAACGGAGGAAGGAAAGUCAGUUCUUCAAAGCAUUCAACCGGCGGUAACAAGGACGUAAAUAGUUCUGAGAAUGAUAAAUAUGCUUCUCAUUUCGAAAUCAUUGAUCUAACGUCAGCAGGAGGCUUUAGAGAUCAUAGUGGAUCCGGAGAAAAUGACAGAAAUAAUCAAAAAACGGUGUCUCACUUUGGCUCUCCAAGCAGAGCCAAUACGAAGACAGCUAGUUCAUCCGGAAGCUUUAAUGCAGGUCAUGAAGACCAAAAAUCACUCUUCGUAAGUCAGGGCACAACAAAGACAUCAGAGUACGAGUAUACUGCUCCCGCAUUCUCGUUCGAUCCCUUCACGGCUCCAGCAACAACAGCAGGACAGAGUGGAAGUUUAACAAAAGAAAAUGGUCGUUCUGUUGAAACUUCCAGAACAGCUGCCCCACUACAUUUUAGAGUUAUAACUGGAGAUUCUGCUGAAGAUAACGAAGGUUCAAGCAAAGUACAUUCUACUGGAAAUUCAGUAAAAACAGCGCAGUCCGGAUAUCAGUACAAAAACCCUUCUCAAACAUUUAAUCCAUUUGCAGCCCCUCCUUCAAUUAAAAUUCAUAAUGCUGGUGUUGGUAGCCACGUUGCUGAUGAUUCCAGUGAGGAUUCUGCUUAUGCACACUUCGGUGCUAAUCAGGAAGUUUCUCGAGGAUCGAGCCGAGACAAACACCAGCAACGUCCUUCAGCUUCACUUAUCAAUGCAUCCGCUGAUAAAUCAAAUACAAAUGGCUACCGAUAUGGCAAUCCUGAGAUGCCUUUCAAUCCUUUUACCGCCCCACUUAGUUCAAGUCAAAUAAAGACUACAACAAGCUUUGGUAAGGUGAAGCCUGAAGAAUCACAACCAUCGGUUCAUUCACACUUUGGAGGAACAUCCACUUCGGUAUCUGUCUCUACAGGUGGAGAUUUGGAUAAAAUAUCAGAUCCCAAAGAGCAAUCCCGAGGGAGCAUAAAUUUUGUAGCGACUAAUGUCAAAUCCGGCGGCAGCCGAUAUUUCGGAAGCUCACAAGACUCCACGAACUUUAGAAGUAAGCAGAAGCUGAGCAACGCACCGAUAUCCGGUGGGCAAAGUAAGGUUGACUACGUGGAUGCAGCUGCAAGCCACUUCAACGUUGAUUCUUCAUCCAAAAACAACGACGAAUUUAAGCAAUACACGUCAAGUGCCAGUUACAGCAACGACGCACCGAAUGCUGGAUUUAAACCAUUCACGCGUUCUCCAACUGGAAAUUCAGGAUAUGGAGACGAUAACAAUAAUGACAGAUUAACAGAACUUGGCCAUUUCAGUGUCAAACAGUCGUCUCAGUCUAGAAAACCGCAGCUUGAAAGAGACAACUCAGAUGAAAGUUUCAGCAGCGGUUCUUCGCGCUAUAAUGGAAACCGAGGCUCACUUGAUUCCACUUCAAGCUACCAGGGAGUUUCAUUGAGAAGAAAUGGUAAAAAAUUGGUUGGAAAUUCUGUAUAUUCGGCUACCCAAAGUUCUUCUGCGAACUUACUAGCUUCAGUUCAGAAACAGGAAAACACGAAAACAGAUGAAACUUACAGCGCAAAUGCAGGAAAUGGAGCUGCAUUUGGAGCAUCUCGUUUCGCCAUUAGUGGCGUGAGUAAGUCAACUGGCUCCCACAGUUCUGACUCAAUUUCUUUAUCAAACGAGAAAUCGUAUUUUACUUCUACUUCAACGGAAGUGAGUCUAGGCAAUAGAGACAGUAAAGAUGGAUCGAACUUCUUUAAGAAUGACCGGGCUUUCAAUAGUCCGUAUGGCGUUGAGUCGCACAGGAAAUCUCCCCAAGAAUCAGAUUCUGGUCGAUAUACCGCGUCAUCAACUGCAGGCCAAAGCCCUAAUGUUGGUCGUUCAGCAGCAACCGACGGGUCUCAUGGUCAUUUCGGCAAUUUGAAUCCCAAAACUGGAACAUCGAUCUCCACCAAACCAAACACGACACCCAAUGUACCUGCAUACGGCAAGAACUUUGCCGACCUCCAAAGUCUCGGUGUUCGAGUCCCGAUAAAUGAUGGUCCGCCCUUGGUGGCCAAACUUGGUGGGUACUCUGCCAAAAACUCAAAGAAAGGACCCCAGAAGUUUGGACCCGGUGGCGUCAGAGAUUUCGACGACACCCUUGGGCCUGAGGUGUGCGAGCGCGCAGGUCUCUUCAGACAUCCAGAUUCCUGCGACAAGUUCUACGAAUGUUAUUGGGACCGAUGGAUAGAAAAGUUCACUCUGCACGUGUUCGACUGCCCAGUUACGAUCGUGUACGACUCCGGCAUCACCGCCUGCAACUGGCCGUUCAAUGGACCCCCUUGUGCUGAUGAGCGACAUGCUUGAUAUUGAGCUGGGAUUAGAAGCAGAUUCCCUCGCUUGGAAAAAUCGAUCAGUUGUACUUUGAAAAAUUUUUUUUAGACAAAUUUGAAAGUAUUAUUUAGGAUAUUCUAAGAAUAUUCAAUCACCAGCCACACAAAAACGAUGCCAUGCCGCUGAACAGAAUGGCUUUCCUACUUUUAUUGCUUGACUUUAAAUGCAUCCCGUUGCCAUAACUUUUAUUGCACCUACCAAACUUGCGAUGUCCCGAGUCGCGAAACUUAUUUUCCAACAGCGCCUUCAACAUGAAUACCUUCCAAUUUAUCACUUCAGAAUGUAAUUUCUUAACCAUUUAUAUAAAUAGUUAUCUUCAAUCCACAAUUACAUCGCUCAAAUGUCAGUUUUAAGUUUCUAAUAUCAUUUUGUGCAACCUAGAUUUAACACUUUCAAUUGGACAUAAAAUACGUUCACAUUUCAGCUGACAUAUGAUGUGUACGCAUUCAAGUUUUCAUUGAGACAUGCACAUUCGAGUUGACAUUGAUAUGAACACAUUGAAGUAGACAUAUAGAUAUGUACACAUUCAAAUAGACUUGUGAUAUGUUGAACAACAUUCAGCUGCCUCCCCAUCGCGAGGUUGAAGCAACUCCAAAUAAAGUAACACAGCUACCGCGCUUUCAUCUUUAACUCAACUGUGUUAGUUGACCAAAGAUUUAUAUAAUUUUAUAUAAAAGCUCCAAUAUUUUUUCACAAUUCGAAUUUUGUGCAUAGGAGUGAAAAUUCUGCAACCAUUUUAACUAAAAUAGAAAUUUUAUUCAUUCUGAUGUAUGUCGAUGACUCUGGGGAAGCAUGACUUGCAUGUUCAGUCGUUGACAUUGGACGACAAUAUCUCUAAAUAUACAUUCAGAUUCAGUUACAAAGUAUGUUCUCGUUCACAUAUACCUUGAUAAGCAGAGUUUGGUUGUACUUUUUCCACUUACUUUUAUUUACAUACUUCUUUAGUCUAUUUAGAUUUAUUU